ACACAGCAGACAGUAGACCACCACGCGAUCCAUUUCCAGUUUUUCUUCCAUGGUCACACCUAGCUUAAAAGAGGGUACAAUCCAUGCUGCACAACAUGUCGAAACUCACCCAACGCAGUUGUGGAUUAGUGAGGAUUAUUCAAUUAAACCGGGGAUUAGCAAGACUUGCUCAACCUUCCACGAAAUUGGGGACUAACUGCCAACCUAGAAUGGUCCACGGUUCUGGGCGAUUCUUCCAGCCAACCCGGAGACUGUCGAGCCAAACAGUGCGUUUUAAAAAGAUGCCAGUUGAUUACCCUAUGGUUACUGGAUCUGAACACUGGAGACGUAAAAUACGAACUGUAUUUAAGGGUUUGGACGCCAACUCUGAUGGGUACGUUACCAAAGAAGACUGGAUGGAAAACGGAAGGCGGGCAGCAGAAUAUUUGAAUUUAAAUGACGAGCAAACUGAGCGCUUAUUAAACCAACGCCUUGACAUGUGGGGACUCAUGUCUAUCGAUUUAAAAGGGAACAAAACAGAUAAGAUAUCGGAGGAGGAAUAUAUACAAAAACUUUUGUCAGUCAUCAACGAGAAAAGCAUCCGGGAGGAGGGCUACAAGAGAUUCAUCGCCGUCGAUUUUAACGCCAUGGAUGUCGAUGGCGAUGGUCGCGUAUCAAAGGAAGAACACGCGUCUUUCUUCUACAGCAUACACGCCCCCGUUGAAGAGUCCAAACGCGUCUUCGAAGUGAUGGACGCCGACAAAGAUGGCUUCAUAUCGUUCGAAGAGUUUGCACAUGGUUAUAACGAAUUUUUUUUAACUGAAGAGACUGAUAACGUCUAUAACGCGUACCACGGUCCACUUGUGGAUUAGGCGCUCGUAAGACAGCGGCUAGCUUGUCUGUUAUAUUUAUGCACCGCCGAUUUAAGUGUAUAUUAUCACAAUGUUUAUUUUAUGCUUAAACAAAGACCCCGUUCCCAUAUCUAUAUCCAUCUCGCAGGA
Molecule: messenger RNA, 980 nt
Organism: Lingula anatina
Lineage: Eukaryota; Metazoa; Brachiopoda; Lingulata; Lingulida; Lingulidae
Product: sarcoplasmic calcium-binding protein-like
Molecular function (GO): calcium ion binding
Source: RefSeq, a predicted model, not a curated record